Molecule: messenger RNA, 1077 nt
Organism: Acanthamoeba castellanii str. Neff
Lineage: Eukaryota; Discosea; Longamoebia; Acanthamoebidae
Exons: 7
Coding region: 1-1077 (358 amino acids)
Source: RefSeq, a predicted model, not a curated record
AUGUGGGAGGUGCUGGGCGAGGGGGGUCCGCGGUUCGGGUUCCCGGAGGUGGCGGGCUUCCCGCGGGCGCCCAAGUUCGUGGGCGGCCGGCGCGAGUUCCCGUCGGGCGAGGAGGCGCGCAUCAACGAGAUCCAGGCCAACACCUUCAGGGCCUUCGUCAACAUCUGCCCCGACUUCAACACCAUCGCGCCCAUCAUCACCGAGGAGGACAAGCGCAACAAGGCCCAGCUCAACGACCAGAUCAAGCGACGAGGCGGCAGCUCGGCUCUGUCCUCCUCCGCCCCAAUGUCGCCCUCCAGUCACGCCAGCGGCCAGCAGCCCGCCACAGACGAACUACAAAAGUCUAAGCGAUCCCUGUUUGGGGGGAGGCGGAAGAGCACGAACGUGGAACAGCUGGCGGCGGUGGACCCGGGCGAAGCUGGGCGUACCACGGACAGAAAGACCUCGAAGAAGGAGAGGAACAACACCGAGCGCCGACGGCCGGGCGAGGGGCCGGGCUCCACCGCCAAGGGACCACUCAGCGUCCAGCUCUCCCCCGAGGAGGUGGCCCAGUACAAGGAGCAGAUGAUCAAGAAGUACGAACAGCAGCAGGAGGUGGUGGCCAAGUCGUCCCAGGGACUCGCGGCCGUUCCCGUGUUGGCUGGACCAGACGCCGGCCGAGGUGUUGAGCCCGCCGCCAACCCCUCCGCAGAUCCAAAGGGCGGUGGUCCCACCGCCGCCACUCUACUCGCCCCUAAUCACCCCUCCUCCUGGGUCGGUGCCUGGGCCUGGACCUGGGCUGGGGCCGGUGCCGGCGCCAGCAGCGCCGCCGCAGAUGGUGGUGGCCCCUUCGCCUGCGAUCGCCCCACCACCAGCUGCGCCACCGUCAUCAAGACGGUGGAGCCUCAAGAGCGCCUUGCGAUUGAGCUCCACCCGAGCAAAGAAGGUUCGUCCCUCCUCACCAUCGCCAUCACCAUCAUCUUCUUCUCCGUGGGCGGCCUCACACGUCUGAUCGAGGAUGACCCGGACAAUGCGCUGGAGAACAAGUACGGCAAGCACAUGGUGGCCAACCCGCUCAACGAGCUCCUGGACUACUGA